This is a messenger RNA of Puccinia graminis f. sp. tritici CRL 75-36-700-3, 4459 nucleotides long. RefSeq names its product coatomer protein complex, subunit alpha (xenin). Bases 196 to 3900 code for a protein of 1234 amino acids. The record is from RefSeq and is a predicted model, not a curated record. Gene Ontology annotation, molecular function: structural molecule activity; protein binding. Gene Ontology annotation, biological process: endoplasmic reticulum to Golgi vesicle-mediated transport; intra-Golgi vesicle-mediated transport; intracellular protein transport. The transcript has 16 exons. NCBI's taxonomy places the organism in Eukaryota, Fungi, Basidiomycota, Pucciniomycetes, Pucciniales, Pucciniaceae. Gene Ontology annotation, cellular component: COPI vesicle coat.
GGCGGAACGAAGGAGAACGACAACCACCAUCAAACCAAGCAGAAAACACAACACAGAAUCGAUUGGAUGGUCACAGAAGAAGAAGCAAACAACAGCUGAGCAUACACAAACAAACAAACAGGAAACACAAUCGAAUACCGAUCGAGCCGAACGAACUAACAAAAAUAAAAACAAAAACCCUCGCAACCUUCCAAGAUGCAGAUGCUCACUAAGUUCGAGUCGAAAUCCAAUCGGGUCAAGGGGAUUGCCUUCCAUCCCAAGUUGACCCUCCUGGCUGCUUCCCUUCACUCGGGUAGUAUUCAGAUGUGGAACUUUCAGAUGGGAACUCUGGUCGAAAGAUUUGAUGAACACGAUGGGCCUGUCCGUGGGAUCGCUUUCCAUCCCAGUCAACCACUCUUCGUGUCUGGUGGUGAUGAUUACAAGAUCAAGGUUUGGAAUUACAAACAGAGACGAUGUCUAUUUACUCUUCACGGCCAUCUAGACUACGUCCGAUCAGUAUCUUUCCAUCGUGAACAUCCCUGGAUUCUCUCUGCUUCGGAUGACCAGACGAUCAGGAUCUGGAACUGGCAAUCCCGACAAUGCAUUGCGAUCCUUACCGGUCACAAUCAUUACAUCAUGUAUGCCGAAUUUCAUCCAAAGGAUGACUAUAUCGUAUCCUGCUCCAUGGACCAAACUGUUCGAGUUUGGGAUAUCACCGGACUUCGAAAGAAAACUACAACAGCCCAGCCAAUGUCUUUUGAGGACCAAGUUCAACGAGCCAAUUCCGGACAAGCAGAUCUGUUCGGUAACACCGAUGCCGUCGUCAAAUAUGUGCUUGAGGGACAUGAUCGGGGUGUCAACUGGGCAACCUUUCACCCUACCCUGCCCCUCAUCGUUUCUUGUGGUGAUGACCGACAAGUUAAACUAUGGAGAAUGAGUGAGACGAAAGCAUGGGAGGUAGAUACUUGCCGUGGUCAUUUUAACAACAUCUCUGCAGUCUUGUUUCAUCCGAAGCAUGAACUGAUCAUCUCAGAUUCCGAGGACAAGACCAUUCGUGUGUGGGAUAUGAGCAAAAGAACGGCCGUUCAAACCUUCAGGCGAGAGAAUGACCGAUUCUGGGUAUUGACGGCCCAUCCUGAGCUAAACCUUUUUGCUGCCGGCCACGAUACCGGCUUAAUCGUCUUCAAGCUCGACCGUGAACGACCGGCGUUUAGUUUACAUGGUAACACAUUAUUCUACAUUCGUGAUAAGUAUGUGCGAGUCCACGAUCUGUCCACAGGCUCAGAUGUCAGCGUGAUUAGCGUCAAGAAACUAGGAAGCCAAUAUGUCCAGCCUCGUACACUAAGUUACAAUCCAGCUGAAAGGGCGGUCUUGGUCACUUCGCCUGCCGAAAAUGGAAUGUAUGAGUUAGUCAACUUACCCAAAGACAUGAAUGCUGGGGAAGUGCGUGAUUCAUCCUCUGAAGGCAAACGUGGGAAUGGACAAGCUGCGCUGUUUGUGGCUCGCAAUCGAUUUGCCGUUCUGGACAAGACCUCCCAAACGAUCGAAAUCAGAGAUCUUUCGAACUCGAUUACCAAAUCGAUUAAAUGUCCCAGUCCGACCAAUGAUAUUUUCUACGGUGGCACUGCAAGUCUCCUUCUGAGCACCAACACUUCUGUCAUCCUUUUUGACAUCCAGCAGCAGAAAGUCGUCUCAGAAAUUACUACCCCGCCCGUUAAAUAUGUUGUAUGGAGUAAUGACGGCUCCAUGGUCGCUCUGUUGAGUAAACACACCAUCAUCAUCGCCAAUAAGGCCUUGGGACAACACAGCUUGAUUCACGAAACCAUCCGAAUCAAGUCUGGUGCCUGGGACGAUUGUGGCAUCUUGGUAUAUUCGACACUGAACCACAUCAAAUACGCGCUACCUCAAGGGGACAACGGCAUCAUUAAGACACUCGACCAACCAGUUUAUUUGACUCGAGUUAAGGGUAAAAUGGUACACUGUUUGGACCGAAACGCUAAGCCUAAAGGGAUCCCGAUCGAUCCUACUGAGUACAGAUUCAAGCUAGCCUUGACGCGUAACAAUUAUGAUGAAGUCUUACACAUCAUCCGAACCUCGAACUUGGUUGGGCAAAGUAUAAUUGCUUACUUGCAAAAGAAGGGAUUCCCUGAGAUUGCUCUCCACUUUGUGCAAGACAAAACGACCAGAUUUGACUUGGCUAUUGAAUGUGGAAAUCUCGAAGUUGCGCUGGAAACAGCCAAAGCCAUCGAUCGACCUGCUUCUUGGAAUCGAUUGGGCCAACAAGCCUUAAAGCAAGGCAACCAAAAAAUCGUUGAAAUCUGUUACCAACGAACCAAAAAUUUCGAUCGACUUUCGUUCCUUUACCUCAUGACCGGAAAUACUGAAAAAUUGAAUAAAAUGGCUAAAAUUGCAGAGAUGAGAGCCGAUCAUAUGUCAAGGUUUCAUAACGCAUUGUACCUUGGUAACGUCAAGACACGAAUUGCAGUGUUAAAGGAUGUCGGUCUGUACCCCUUGGCCUACUUGACUGCCAAAUCAAACGGAUUAGACGACGAAGCCAACGAAGUCUUGGAGGUGGCUGGAUUGACUGAAGAGGAGCUGCCCCCAAUGCCACCACUGAAGAGCAGCCGUCUCGCACCUCCUGGGGUCGUGACCGCGAGCCAUGAGCUCAACUGGCCAUGUGUAGGCACGAGUGAAAGCUUCUUCGAUCGUGCUCUUACUCAAGCUUCCGGAAUGGAUGGCAACGCCAACCCGAUCGAUUCGGCUGGAGGCACCGGUCGUGGCGAUCCGUUAGAUGAAUGGGCAGCUGAUGAUGGGGAUGGGAUGGAUGUUGAAGGGGAUGCAGGAGAGGAGGCAGAAGAAGCUUGGGACAUCGCUGGCUCUGAGAUCCCGGGAGGCGCGCUUGAUGCUGAGGCGGGAGAAUCGGAGGCCAUGGGUGUCGAAGAUGAAGGGGCUGAUGGAGAAGUUAAGGAAGGUGUUCAGGAAAGUGAACUGUGGGUCAAGAACUCGCCUUUGGCUGCAGAUCAUGUGGCCGCCGGAUCGUUUGAAACUGCUAUGCAGCUACUCAACCGACAAGUGGGCGCGAUUGAAUUUGCACCUCUAAAACCAUUGUUUCUAUCGACCUAUCAAGCCUCAAGAGCCUACCUCCCCGCAAGCGCAUGUUUGCCACCGUUGGAAGUGUACUUGCGGCGGGAUCCUGAGGACGUCAACCCACGGAACGUCCUUCCAGUCAUUGCACGUAGCUUGCAAUCGAUCACUCAGGUCGAACUCAAAGCAGCCUAUGCACAUUUCCGGAAAGCUGAGUUCAACGAAGCUUCGGCUAAAUUCAGAUCGAUCUUACAAUCACUGUUGCUAGUCGUCACAAAGGAUGAAGCUGAACAGACUGAGUUAUCGGAACUGAUCAUCACUUGUCGAGAGUAUUUGAUUGGACUUUCGCUUGAGAUCGAGCGUCGAAGAGUGGCGAGUUCGGAGCCCGAGAAUCUUAAACGACAGCUCGAAUUGGCCGCCUACUUCACCCACUGUCGAUUGCAAUCCGUUCAUUUGGUCCUCGCUCUGCGAUUGGCAAUGACGACAUUCUCGAAAUCUAAAAACUUCGUCACCGCGGCGACGUUUGCCAAACGAUUAUUAGAACUAAGUCCGGCUGCUAAUGUGGCCACGCAGGCAAAGCAAGUGCUUUCGGCGGGAGAUCGAACACCAAGGGAUGCGAUCGAGAUCGACUACGACCAAUUCUCGUCGUUCGACAUCUGUGCCGGAUCGCUGACGCCGAUCUAUCGACAACAGGAAGGGAGCAGUGGCGGCGCGGGAUUCGUCGAGGAUCCGUUCACCGGGGCUAGAUAUAAACCCGAGUUCGUCGGCUCCGUCUGUAAGGUCUCUGGCGUCACUCAGGUCGGUAAGAAGGCCGCUGGGUUAAGGUCUAGGAUUUGAUCCUCCUUCAUCCUGGCCUUUCUUCCGUGGGAAUAAAUUAUACAUGAGAAAACAAAAAAAUGAAAAGUUGAAUGGAUUUCUUGUGGUCUGGUUCAAUCGUAAACUACCAAGAAUGUGCAUUGUUAGAUAAUUACAUACUCUCUCCUCUUUGCUUUCUCCCUUUCAAACAGAAAAAAAAAAACUUGAUUUUGGUUUGAUUUUUUGUUUGAUUUAGUUGAUCUCAUGACAUCAGUGUGAAAUUUUAAAUCCUGAAAUCACCUUGUUUUUGUUUUUGUUUCUCCAUUUGAUCUUGUUAACCCCAACUACAUUGUUUUCCUGCUCGUCCUCCUAUCCCUCAUCUCACCCAUCACCAUUGUCCUUCUCCUCUUCUUCUCACUUCUCCUUUUUUGUUGUUUUUAGUUGGUUUGUUUUGGUCUGCAGUUUCUUUGAUUUCUCUUUUUUUUUCAAAGAAAACGUCUAUAUAGGUAUUCUGCAGGGGAUACAGAACCUUGAUCAAGAAGGUUUUUUUCUUUUUAAUUCACAUCAGACUUGAGUCCCAGGGGCUGUCAUGAAGUGAUCA